ACACAGGUGAGACCUGCCUGCUGUUUUAUGUGACAAGGAAGAAAGGCCGGUUUUGAAAAGUGGUUUGCUUCUCUCUAGGAUUCGUCCUUGUUGUUCAUUAUUCUUUGUUUCCCACCAUUUGAUCUACUCUUCUUUCUCUCUCUUACUGCAAGUCAAACAGUCCCUCUCAGUAAAUGAAUAUGCUAUCUUCAAAAUGCCCAUGGCUCUUCUCCUACUCGUGGCAGAGCAAAACAUGGAGGAGAAGAGAGAGAGGCUUCUGGGGUUAUAGAGAGAGAAGAUUCAAAUUGUGUUGUUUCUUAGAAGUAGAAGAAGAAGAAAGAAAUAUAUUUUUAUUUUCCGGCAAAGAGAGGUCAGCAAGAGAAAAUAGAAUACUAAACUGAAAGUCUGAAAAAGUGGAAAGUAUAGAAUCUGUAUCAUCUUGGGUGGAAUUCUUAGUUUUGGAUCUAGAAGAGAGAGAAGACCGUUGAAUUUUUACAGGGUUUGGUUACAGAGAGAGAGAAUGGAGAGUGGAGAACAAGAAGAAGGGUGGAUAGAGAAUAGGAGGAGCAAAGGGACAUGGAAACAUGCAGCUUUCCAUGUUGCCACCACCAUUGCCACCCCUGCUGCUUACGCACCUUUGCCCUUUGCCCUCGCUUCUUUAGGCUGGUCUCUUGGGGUUUUUAGCCUGGUUGGUGGGACAUUGGUGACCUGGUAUUCCAGCCUCAUCAUCUCAUCUUUGUGGGCAUGGAAUGGCGAAGAGCACACCACUUAUCGACAGCUUUCCCGUAGUAUCUUUGGGUCUUGGGGUUAUUGGGCCGUCUCAUUUUUCCAACAAGUGGCUUCUCUGGGAAACAAUAUAGCUAUCCAUAUUGCAGCGGGCACAAGCUUAAAGGCAGUUUACAAGUACUUUCAUGAGAAUGGUGCCCUCACUUUGCAGGAGUUCAUCAUAUUUUUUGGGGUUUUUGAGCUGUUUCUAUCACAGUUUCCGGAUAUCCAUUCCCUUCGUUGGGUUAAUGCUUUAUGCACUUGCAGCACUGUCGGAUUUGCUGGUACCACUAUUGGUCUGACUCUCUACAAUGGGAAAAAGAUUGAGAGGGGAUCGGUGAACUAUCAUUUAGAAGGAGACUUAGCCACUAAGAUAUUCAAGGCAUUCAAUGCCCUGGGAACCAUUGCUUUCUCAUUUGGAGAUGCAAUGCUUCCUGAAAUACAGAGUACUAUAAGGAACCCUGCAAAGAAAAAUAUGUAUAAAGGCAUAUCUCUCGCAUAUGGAAUUAUUGUCCUGAGCUACUGGCAAGUAGCUUUCAGUGGAUACUGGGCAUUUGGGUCUCAAGUUCAGCCCUAUAUUUUGUCAUCCUUGAAAGUUCCACAAUGGGCCAUUGUAAUGGCCCACAUGUUUGCUGUAAUCCAAAUAGCAGGGUGUUUCCAGAUAUAUUGCCGGCCAACUUAUGCAUACUUCGAGGAAAACAUGUUAUCUAAAGAUCAGACUGGCCUAUUCAGAAUUCGCAAUCGACUAGUUCGCCUCUUUGCAACCUCUCUCUACAUGGUUCUAAUUACUUGUAUUGCUGCUGCAAUGCCCUUUUUUGGGGACUUUGUUGCAAUUUGUGGGGCAGUGGGUUUCACACCUCUGGAUUUUGUAAUGCCCCUAAUUGCUUAUGUGAAAGUAGGGAAACUACCAAAGAACAGAAGUUUGGGUCUCUCAGUUAAGGCCCUUAACCUUUUUAUUGCUGUUUGGUUCUCUGGGGUAGCCAUUCUGGGUUGCAUAGGUGCUGUGAGAUUCACUGUUAAAGACGCACAAACUUACAAGUUCUUUUAUGACAUGUAAUUGUCCCUAGCAUCUUGUUGUGUACGAAAAAACCACAAAAGAAUUAUGAAAUAAACCCGAAACAUACAGCAAUUGGUGCAUAUUUUAAGUGAAUGUAUGUAAUACAGAUAUACUUUUUUUUUUGAGAAUGGUAAUACAGAUACUUUUUAAGAUAACUAUUGGAAUAA
Messenger RNA from Amborella trichopoda, 1968 nucleotides. RefSeq names its product GABA transporter 1. The record is from RefSeq and is a predicted model, not a curated record. Lineage: Eukaryota; Viridiplantae; Streptophyta; Magnoliopsida; Amborellales; Amborellaceae.